Molecule: messenger RNA, 1160 nt
Organism: Lobosporangium transversale
Lineage: Eukaryota; Fungi; Mortierellomycota; Mortierellomycetes; Mortierellales; Mortierellaceae
Exons: 6
Coding region: 33-953 (306 amino acids)
Source: RefSeq, a predicted model, not a curated record
CCAUUCUUGAAAAGACAUGAACUUUUGACUCCAUGCAAGACCAACAACAGCAACACCAGCAGCAGCAAACCUUAUUGGGAGAGCCAUCAGAAACAACUGGAACAGAGACAGGGACAGAGACAGGGCUUGUUCCGUGGAAAUAUUGUAAUGUCUAUGCCAAUAACAGAAGCCCUGAGCGACUCUUUGUCUUUUUAGGACACUCAAUUUUUAUCCAACAACGUCUUGAUGAGGAAGUGACUAUUGAUCAAAAUACAGGAAACGUGGUCUGGGAUGGUGCUUAUUUAAUGGCCAGAUACUUGGAGACAUGGGUCAAGGAUUUGCAAGGAAAGACAUGCUUGGAGUUAGGGGCUGGUACAGGGCUUGUCAGUAUUGUUGCUUGGCUAUUAGGCGCAAGUCAUGUUCUUGCAACAGAUUUAGCUGGGCCUCAUAUAGAGCACGUAGAGAAGAACACCUCCUUCAACACAAAGCGGAUUGCAUCUGAACGUCGACAGGCUCUUCAGGAAGCACAAAUAUUCGCGCAUGAUUCCACGGCAUCCAUCAUGCGGAGAAGGGCUAUACAGAGGAAACGAGAUAGGCUUCAGACGAUCGAACUCAAGAGUCAAGAUCUUCGUGUUGCUCCUCUUGACUGGACCUCACCUACACUUCCAGAGGGUACACCAUUCCAGGGACCGUUUUCAUACAUCUUCUGUUCCGAGAUCUUGUAUCUUCCACAACUCCAUCGGGCAUUACUCAAGACAUUAACAAAGUUUGCGGACAACCACACGAUCGUCAUUCUCUUGUGGAAAAAGCGUGGACUGGGCGAAGAACGGUUCUUUGAGAUUGUAUCCAAAUCCAAAGCAUCCCUGGGCUGGCAUGUGGAAUUUCUGGAUAACAAAAGAGUUUUGGAUUCAGAGUUCGAGGACCAACCUUAUGGAAUAGCACGAAUGACUAGGAUAGGGAAUACACCAAUAUGACCACUGCUUAUGCGAAAGUGUCGCUAUUUAGCGCGUAAAGUGAAAUAUUUGAUGUUUGUAAUGACAACAAUAUGGUAUAAAGAAAGAAUAUAUAUAUAUAUAUAUAUAUAAAACCAGAUCAGGGUCAUGGCCCAUUGCUCAAACUCCCACCAUCCAUUGGUUAUGAUGUAAUAACCAUACGUUUUGCGACCCAUUGAUAAACACUGC